UUCAGUGGGUUAUUAUAAGCCAGUUAUUCGGAACUUGCUCGUGUAUGUUCAACUGCAAGGGAUACCCGGCUUUACUAUAUUAAUAACAAUAAGUAACCUUUCUCUGAUAAAUAUUUGUUGCCGUUGUGUGGGCGAUCUGUAUGCUCUGGGAUUUUAUCAAAAUGACGGCUGUAUUGCAAGUAUUAAUUGUUACUCUCGGUCUUUCGAUAACAGCAGUAUUGUGCGACAACACAUGGAAUCCUUUUAAUGACCCUUUUGAUUGGUCCAAGAUACGGAAUGCCCCACAAGGAUUCGGCAAAGGAUUCGGUUCCUUCGGAAAUGGUAAUAAUUUCGGGGGUUUUGGAAGCGGCGGAUUUGGCGGCAAUAGCGGACGAAGCGGAUCUCGACGAGGAUCCGGCAACAGUGGCAGUACAUCUGAUAAUAACAACCCCGGCACUUUCGGUGGAUUCGGCAACAAUGGCUUUGGAUUUGACAACAGCGGUUUCAACAACUUUGCCGAUACAUUUAACAACUUCCAAAAACAGUUCGGCACACAGUUUCCGUCAUUUUGGCCCAAUAAUAAUUUCGGCGGAAACGGCGGAAAUGUGGAUACAUCGGCCACCAGUGCGACGCAAUCACCGACGGCCGGUAGUAAUGUUGUAUCCUCCACAACAGCGAGCACAACAACCACCAGUACGACGACAACAACAACGGCCACCACCGCACCGACAGUGUUUGCAACCACGUCCGCAUUUACACCCGGUCAAGAUAUGUUCAUCAGUUCUCGAAACUGCACGACGGAUGAUCAGGUGAUUGGGAUCUCUCCCAGCCCAUCCGAUCAGUGUGGUUCCGUGGAAUGCCAAUGCUUUCAGGGAGUGUAUUUUUGCUAUUCUACGUGCAAACCACCUCCAGCCCAGCAGACAUGUGACGUAAUUGUGGCUGGCAAUGAUAUCUGCCCGCAGUACGGCAACUGUGGGCCGCUCGUCAACGAAUCCAUGGGCAAUGCCAACAUCUUCCGCUGUGAUCCACGCAGUCCAACCGUACAUCCAUCCAUCUGCUGGAUGUAUGAAAUCCUCUUCGGCAAAUUGACCGCCCCUCUGGGAUUCUUCGAAAGUGUGUCGAACGACUGCACUUUAGCGCAUCACUGCACGUGCAACGACGGCUGGGUUCAACCGGUCCAGUUUAAAAAAGAAGACUUCGUGACGCCGGCUAAUAAUCAUGUUUUUGUUAGAAAAACUGCAGGAAAUAAAGGCGCUUUUGCUUCCGCUUAGAAAAACAGCCUGUUUAUUCAAUUGACGUCUAGUAAUUCCUGAGUGUUCCUGUUCCUGCAAUUCCUUAUUGUUGCCUUUUAAUGCUGUUGAUGAGGGAGAAGAAUAUAAACUAAGUCAGUCUGCAA
Paramacrobiotus metropolitanus is the source of this 1375-nucleotide messenger RNA. RefSeq lists its product as uncharacterized. The transcript is spliced from 4 exons. Lineage: Eukaryota; Metazoa; Tardigrada; Eutardigrada; Parachela; Macrobiotidae. The record is from RefSeq and is a predicted model, not a curated record. Bases 141 to 1250 code for a protein of 369 amino acids.